Messenger RNA from Paecilomyces variotii, 771 nucleotides. RefSeq lists its product as hypothetical. The record is from RefSeq and is a predicted model, not a curated record. The transcript has 3 exons. NCBI's taxonomy places the organism in Eukaryota, Fungi, Ascomycota, Eurotiomycetes, Eurotiales, Thermoascaceae. The coding region runs from base 1 to 771 and encodes 256 amino acids.
AUGGGCCAGGAGAGCAUUCCAAUCCAGCAGAUAGAUGGCUCUUGGGAUCUGGCUCUGAAGUUUGCAGACACCUUUGACCUUCCUGCUGGAUUGCUACUAUUUCCAAGGGACGAUGAAUUAGACGAAGAAGACGAUAGUGAUCACCAUCAUCAAACUCACACCCUUUUCCCACGUUCCGAUUCCAACUCCUCCACCAACAACAACAAAAACUCCUCCUCCUCUCCCACUCCCCUCGAGACAUACCGCGCCAUCUCGAACGUCGUCUUCGGCAUCCAAGUCGCCGGGUCCCUAACCGCCGAAAACCAACGCAACUAUCUCUGCAACAACAACAAUUUCAAAAUGAACCCCAUCGAAGGUCUCGGUCUCAACUACGAUAAACUGAAACAAGUCAUCUGCACAGAUAUCCCUACCAGUCAGAUCCCGCUGGACAACAAGACGGUGGCUGAUUCGUUGCAGCUGUAUAAUGCCAUGUUGUGGUUGCAGAUGACGUUUAAUGUGUUCUUUGGGAAUGCGACGAAGUUGUGUGAUAUGUUUAAUGUCCAGCAGGCGGAGAAGGUGGGGAUGGAUGCGAUUAAUAUUAUGUGGAAAAUCCGAGAAUACACCAACAACAGCCUGACCGUCGCGCAACCCCUCUCCUCCGGGAAGGUGAAGCCGCAUCCGGCUAAGGUUGGGAAGGACGGGUUGAAGGGCGUGUUGGAGGGGUUGCAGCUUAUGAGGGAGAAUAAGGUGUCUGGAGUAAAGUUGGUCUAUAAGGUUGAGGAGACGCCGUAG